Onthophagus taurus is the source of this 4494-nucleotide messenger RNA. Lineage: Eukaryota; Metazoa; Arthropoda; Insecta; Coleoptera; Scarabaeidae. The record is from RefSeq and is a predicted model, not a curated record.
AAAUAUACGAUGAUGGCAUGGGCAAGGGGAAGUACGAGGGAUAUGUAACCUCCAUUGCUCCUAAUGAUGAAGUUGAUGAUGAGGAAGAGGAUGAUGGGUAUAAUCAGAAGAGACCUGGGUUGGGGGCUGCAGCUCCCCUUAAUGAUGUUAAUCAAGGUGAUUUUGAUCCCUUUGCUGAUAGAAGGCGUCCAACGAUAGCUGAUAGAGAAGAUGAAUAUCGUCAGAAAAGGCGUAGGAUGAUAAUAUCCCCAGAAAGAGUUGAUCCUUUUGCAGACGGGAAUCAGCACUGAAAAUGAGUUGAGCUGAAAGAGCGCAGUUGUAGUGGAGUCGACGGCGUAGAUCGCAAAAGUGAUCGAACGAUCGGUAACGAUGCCAAUACAGUACCCAAUAUACAUGUAUAUGCCGUUAUUAUCAACGUCUAUAUACGUGUAUCUAACUAAUCUUGUCUACUUUCAAGUAAAAAGAGAGUGAAAGAUCGCGUGCAUUGCCAAUGAAAAAUUAUUAAUUACCCCAGCCUAUUUCUAGGUUCGAUUUGUUUCCAAGAUUACGAGAUCGCCCUGUGUUGGAAAUCACAGCACGUACGUAUCCGAGAUUCGAGCAACAUAUUUCACUUUUUGCAAAUAUCAAUCCUGUGUUAUUAUUAUUAUUUGCCCCACAAUAAAAUAAUUAAUAAUUUAGUAACAAGUGAAUAUGUCUAUCGGAUCUUAAGUAAUUAAACUGGAAGAACAGAUACUGCAAUAACAGCAAUGACUGUUUUGUACAACUCGUUACGUUUAUUCUAUUUUUAUUUGUUUGGAUUUGCAGGUGGGAAAACACCAGAUUUCAAUGCCAGGGGAUACACCCAGAUUAUGAAAGAGCAGAUGCUCAAAAGUGAAGAAAAAGAGAUUCAAAAGAAGAUUUUGGAAAAGGCUAAGGACGGCUCAUUAAAAGUAAGUAACGGCGAAGCAAAAACAGCACCAAAAAAACGCGCUCGUUGGGAUCAAACUGUCGAAGAAUCAUUCGUUCCAGCUAAAAAGAAAACUUUGCAAGUUACAACCGCAAACAGCGCAGCCACGCCAAUUUGGGACGCAGAUAGUACGCCAGCUGAUCACCGUUGGGAUGAAACUCCAGGGCAUAAAGGAAGUGAAACGCCAGGAGCUACACCUGGGCAAUCCACCAGGCUUUGGGAUGCUACACCAGGAGCUGCAACGCCUGGAAGGGAAACUCCAGCACACGAUAAAGGCACAUCUAGGAGAAAUCGUUGGGAUGAGACUCCAAAAACAGAAAGGGAAACACCGGGACAUUCUAGCGGAUGGGCCGAAACACCGAGAACAGAUAGAACUGGGGCUGAUUUGAUUCAAGAUACACCAACACCAGGGGCUUCAAAAAGAAGAUCACGUUGGGAUGAAACACCUUCAGCAGCAACCCCUUCAGUUUCAAUGACACCCGGAGCAAUGACACCUCAAACUCCCCAUGGAACACCAGGUCACAGCACACCAAUGUUAACUCCGGGAGGUUCCACGCCUGUCGGUGUAAAAGCAAUGGCUAUGGCAACUCCAACUCCAGGUCAUUUAACAUCAAUGACACCAGAACAAUUACAAGCUUAUCGUUGGGAACGAGAAAUUGAUGAAAGAAAUCGACCUUACACUGAUGAAGAGUUAGAUGCAAUGUUUCCGCCUGGAUUUAAAAUUUUACCACCUCCAGCUGGAUACAUUCCUAUUAGAACACCUUCGAGGAAACUCGCAGCUACGCCAACCCCAUUAAUUGGAAACACACCCCAAGGAUUUUUUAUUCAACAAGAAGAUAAAACAGCCAAAUAUUUGGAUAAUCAACCGAAAGGGCAAGAUUUGCCGUUUAUGAAACCGGAAGACGCACAAUAUUUUGAUAAGUUAUUAGUGGAUGUUGAUGAGGAAAGUUUAAGCCCAGAAGAACAAAAAGAAAGGAAAAUUAUGAAGUUGCUUUUAAAAAUAAAGAACGGAACACCCCCCAUGAGAAAAGCAGCUUUAAGACAAAUUACUGACAAAGCGAGAGAAUUCGGCGCGGGACCUUUAUUUAAUCAAAUUUUACCAUUAUUGAUGAGUCCAACACUUGAAGAUCAAGAACGACAUUUAUUGGUGAAAGUUAUUGAUCGAAUUCUUUAUAAAUUAGACGAUUUAGUUCGUCCAUACGUCCAUAAAAUCUUGGUCGUCAUCGAACCAUUAUUAAUCGACGAAGAUUAUUAUGCGAGAGUUGAAGGUCGCGAAAUUAUUUCGAAUUUAGCUAAAGCAGCUGGAUUAGCUACGAUGAUUUCAACAAUGCGACCUGAUAUUGAUAAUAUUGAUGAAUAUGUCAGAAACACCACAGCUCGUGCUUUUGCUGUUGUGGCAUCAGCUUUGGGAAUUCCCUCUUUAUUACCAUUCUUAAAAGCGGUUUGUCGUUCAAAAAAAUCCUGGCAAGCUCGACAUACAGGCAUAAAAAUCGUUCAACAAAUCGCCAUUUUAAUGGGAUGCGCAAUUUUACCCCAUUUAAAAUCGUUAGUAGAAAUUAUUGAGCACGGUCUCGUUGAUGAACAACAAAAAGUUCGUACAAUUACAGCUUUGGGUAUCGCCGCUUUAGCUGAAGCUGCUACACCGUAUGGUAUUGAAAGUUUUGAUUCGGUUUUGAAACCGUUAUGGAAAGGUAUUCGUACGCACAGAGGAAAAGGUUUAGCCGCGUUUUUGAAAGCUAUCGGUUAUUUAAUCCCUUUGAUGGACGCUGAGUACGCUAAUUAUUACACUAGGGAGGUGAUGUUGAUUUUAAUAAGAGAGUUCCAAUCUCCUGAUGAAGAAAUGAAAAAGAUCGUUUUAAAGGUAGUGAAGCAAUGUUGCGCUACUGAUGGUGUUGAAGCUCAAUAUAUUAAAGAGGAAAUUCUUCCGCAAUUCUUUAAACAUUUUUGGAACCACCGCAUGGCUCUCGAUCGAAGAAAUUAUCGCCAAUUAGUUGAUACAACGGUUGAAAUUGCGAAUAAGGUCGGGGCUUCCGAAAUUAUUAACCGCAUCGUUGAUGAUCUUAAAGAUGAAAAUGAGCAGUACAGAAAAAUGGUUAUGGAAAGUAUUGAGAAAAUUAUGGGAAAUUUAGGCGCCGCCGAUAUUGAUUCGCGCUUAGAAGAACAACUCAUUGAUGGAAUUUUAUACGCUUUCCAAGAACAAACUACGGAAGAUGUAGUUAUGUUAAAUGGGUUUGGAACGAUUGUUAAUCAAUUAGGGAAACGAGUUAAACCCUAUUUACCCCAAAUUUGUGGUACAAUUUUAUGGAGAUUAAACAACAAAUCGGCUAAAGUUCGUCAACAAGCAGCUGAUUUAAUCUCCAGGAUAGCUGUUGUGAUGAAAACUUGUCAAGAAGAAAAAUUAAUGGGUCAUUUAGGUGUAGUUUUGUAUGAAUAUUUAGGUGAAGAAUACCCUGAAGUUCUUGGAUCAAUCCUAGGAGCUUUAAAAGCGAUUGUAAACGUAAUUGGAAUGACGAAAAUGACCCCUCCAAUAAAAGAUCUCUUGCCGCGUUUAACACCGAUAUUAAAGAACCGUCACGAAAAAGUACAAGAAAACUGUAUUGAUUUAGUUGGAAGAAUCGCCGAUCGUGGCCCCGAAUAUGUCUCAGCUCGCGAAUGGAUGCGAAUUUGUUUUGAAUUAUUAGAAUUGUUAAAAGCGCACAAAAAAGCUAUUAGAAGAGCAACCGUAAAUACUUUUGGGUAUAUCGCUAAAGCGAUUGGUCCCCAUGAUGUCUUAGCGACUUUAUUGAAUAAUUUAAAAGUACAAGAAAGACAAAAUCGAGUUUGCACAACAGUGGCGAUUGCUAUUGUUGCUGAAACUUGUUCGCCAUUCACUGUUUUACCCGCUUUAAUGAACGAGUAUCGCGUACCGGAAUUAAACGUACAAAAUGGAGUUUUAAAAUCGCUCUCAUUUUUGUUUGAGUAUAUCGGUGAAAUGGGUAAAGAUUACAUUUACGCUGUUGCCCCAUUAUUGGAAGAUGCAUUAAUGGAUCGUGAUCUUGUACACAGACAAACCGCUUGCGCAGCCAUAAAACACAUGGCUCUCGGUGUUUAUGGAUUCGGUUGUGAAGACGCUUUGAUUCAUUUAUUAAAUUACGUUUGGCCAAAUAUCUUUGAGACAUCCCCUCAUUUAGUACAAGCAUUUAUGGAUGCCAUCGAAGGGAUGAGAGUCGCUUUGGGGCCGAUUAAAAUCUUACAAUACACUUUACAAGGAUUGUUCCAUCCAGCUAGAAAAGUUAGGGAUGUUUAUUGGAAAAUUUAUAAUUCUUUAUAUAUCGGCGGACAAGAUGCUUUAGUUGCUGGUUAUCCCAGGAUAAGUAAUGAUCCCAAGAAUCAGUAUAUUAGAUACGAGCUUGAUUACGCAUUAUAAAUAAUAGUGUUGACUUUUUAAUUUUAAUUUCCAAUUUUUACUUUUUGUUUAUUAAAGUUUAUUGAUUGAUAUGGAAAAAAUGUGUCACUGUCUCUUAAAGAUAUGUUUGAAUUAUGUCGAAAUAAAAUAAUUAUUCAAAACA